AGCUCUCUGCUUGUUCUGUUUCCUGCCGUCCGGUACUCAGUGAGUAUCCACGUGCGAGUUCUCUUCUGAAGCUAAGGCCUAACCUCAGGCGACUGCACGUUUAAUUAUUAAAAAAUGUCGACCAAAGCCGAACUCGCUUGCGUUUACGCUUCCCUCAUCCUCACCGACGACGAUGUCGCCGUCACUGGUGAGAAGAUCCAAACCAUCCUCAAGGCUGCCGGCGUAGACAUUGAGCCCUACUGGCCCGGUCUUUUCGCCAAGGCUGUAGAAGGUCUUAAUGUCAAGGACCUGAUCACCAACAUUGGAUCAGGAGUUGGAGCUGCCCCAGCUGGUGGUGCUGCCCCAGCAGCCGCUGCCGCCGCUGAUGCUCCAGCAGCCAAAGAGGAGAAGAAGAAGGAAGAACCUGAAGAAGAAUCCGAUGACGACAUGGGAUUCGGUCUGUUUGACUAAACCAUGGAUCACGGAAAUACUGUUUGCACAGUAUCUGAUGAUACAGGCUUUGGUCUAUUUGACUGAACCAUGCAUCAUGGGAAUACUGGAAAAACACAAAAUAGGAAAUAAAUAAUUUCUUAAAAAAUA
This is a messenger RNA of Trichogramma pretiosum, 579 nucleotides long. Its product is annotated as 60S acidic ribosomal protein P1. NCBI's taxonomy places the organism in Eukaryota, Metazoa, Arthropoda, Insecta, Hymenoptera, Trichogrammatidae. The coding region runs from base 115 to 450 and encodes 111 amino acids. Gene Ontology annotation, cellular component: ribosome; cytosolic large ribosomal subunit. The transcript is spliced from 5 exons. Gene Ontology annotation, molecular function: structural constituent of ribosome; ribonucleoprotein complex binding; protein kinase activator activity. Gene Ontology annotation, biological process: cytoplasmic translation; translational elongation. The record is from RefSeq and is a predicted model, not a curated record.